Molecule: messenger RNA, 3207 nt
Organism: Aspergillus tanneri
Lineage: Eukaryota; Fungi; Ascomycota; Eurotiomycetes; Eurotiales; Aspergillaceae
Exons: 3
Coding region: 1-3207 (1068 amino acids)
Biological process (GO): nucleoside metabolic process
Molecular function (GO): protein binding; catalytic activity
Source: RefSeq, a predicted model, not a curated record
AUGAGGCUAUCACACGAUGACUACACAGUAGGAUGGAUAUGCGCACUGCCGUUAGAGAUGGCGGCUGCAACUGCCAUGCUCGAUGAAAUUCAUGAAGACUUACCAGUUCAGCCGAAUGACACAAAUGCUUAUACUCUGGGAAGGGUUGGGAACCACAAUGUGGUGCUUGCCUGCUUGCCCAGCGGUCAGCAUGGGACUACGUCUGCUACGGCUGUCGCCAUUCAGUUAUUAUCGAGCUUCUGCUCCGUUCGGUUUGGGCUCAUGGUGGGGAUUGGAGGGGGAAUACCAAGCUCAGACGCCGACAUUCGACUGGGCGAUAUUGUUGUUAGCCAACCCUGCGGAACGCAUGGUGGCGUUGUACAAUAUGACUUUGGGAAAGCACUACAUGGUGGCCAAUUCCAACGGAUGGGAACGUUGAAUCGUCCGCCGCAAGUGCUUCUAACCGCGCUCGCCAGGCUACAGGCGAAGCAUCGACUAAACGGAAGUAAAGUGUCGCCUUAUAUUCGCGACAUGAUAGCGAAGUAUCCACAGAUGCAACAGGAGUAUCUUCCGGUUCACUUGUUCGAUGAACUGUACGCAGUGGGACAUCAUGGAGUAAUUACACGAGCAGCGAGGAUGAUCAACGGACCAGCAAUACAUUAUGGGUUGAUAGCUUCGGGAAACCAGGUCAUCAAAGAUGGCCUCAUGAGGGACCGAUUGAGACAAGAUUUUGGUGCCUACUGUGUUGAGAUGGAAGCUGCUGGGCUGAUGAACCAUUACCCGUGCAUAUUAAUCAGAGGAAUAUCAGAUUAUGCAGAUUCGCAUAAAAACAAUACAUGGCAAGGGUAUGCGGCAGCAGCAGCGGCCGCUUACGCAAAGGAACUUCUCGAAGUUGUUCCAGUAAGUCAGGUUGCUCAAACAAAAAAGGCACAGAACGUGCUCUCAACAUGGGAUCAGAGAUUUCGCGUUUCAUUUGAUCUCAGUAAAUUUCCUGCAAUUGAUAACUAUGUGGGACGUACAGAUAUCUUACAUCGGCUGGCAAUUGAAUUGAGUCCAAGUAAAUCCCCACUUCGCAAGGUGACAGUGCUACACGGAUUAGGAGGCAUCGGAAAGAGCCAAUUAGCAAUACGAUUUGCGCGUAUCAACCAGCAUUCCUUCACAGCAAUUUUCAUCCUCAAUGCAAAGGAUAAAGUGACAUUAACCAAGUCUUUAGCAUCCAUAUCAACUCAAAUUCCAGGAGAAAGCGCUUCGUGUGGUAUCUCCUCUGAGGGUGACCUGGAGAAGCGAGUGCAAAGAGUGAAGCAGUGGUUAUCGAUUCCUGAGAAUUCAGAAUGGCUUCUCAUUUUUGAUAAUGUCGAUCGGCACUGGGAAAUUGACGGGGAAACAGGAAACGGCAUCAGAGAGUUCUUCCCGUCAGCAGAUCAUGGCUCGAUAAUCAUUACUACCCGCUUAUUAUCCCUUGGUGAACUUGGAGUAUCGCUUCCUGUAGAUUUAUCCCGUCUAGUUCAGCGACUAGACGGGUUGCCAUUAGCAAUAGUCAUAGCGGGUGCCUUCAUCAAACGUACUGGCUUGGGCUUUUCUAAAUAUCUAGAUCUUUAUGAGAGAUCCUGGUGGGAUCUUCAUCGGAGCUUCAGAUCCUUGCGUCAUUAUGCACACGAAGGCAUCCUUCUUGCAUGGUCUAUCUCCUAUGAUGAGAUCUUUAAGAGGAGUCCAUUGGCUGCAGAGCUGCUUAUUUUUCUUGCUUUCUUUGACAAUAAAUAUAUAUGGUUCGAGCUCAUCAAAAACGCCGCUUACUACUCUGAUGCACCGAGAUGGCUCCAUCAAGUUGUUGAAAAUGAACUACAAUUUGCACAAGUCAUAGAAAUCCUGGUUGAAUUCUCUCUGAUAGAAACAAAUAACGGACAAGGGGUUUAUUCCAUGCAUCCUGUCGUCCAGGACUGGUGUCGUCACACUCUUCGCCAAGUUGACAGAGAUCGAGAAAUCUUGUAUCAAAAUAUGGUACUGGUGUCAAUCUCUUCUUUAGUUAUGUCACCGGGUAACUUCGUUCAGUCACGUUUACAGCGAAGACUGUUUCCUCAUGCAGUUGCAAUCCUCCAACGAAGGGAACAUCGAUGGAAAAUCAAUGAUAGCACAGAGCUUCCUAAAGCACUGCAUAGGGUGGGCAAUCUUCUCUCAAAUCAUGGCCGACUUAAUCAGGCAAAUAAUUUAUACAGAGAAGCUCUCACGGAAUACGAGGAGCUUCUGGGUACUACCCACUCCUCCAUUACCGUAGUGCAUGAUCUUGCGGAUCUGUAUCUUCGUAUGGGUCGAUUAGAAGAAGCCUACCAUAUGUAUCAGCGGGCGCUCAUCCAACGCGAGAGCAUCCUAGGUCCUAAUCACCUUACCACCUUGGCGACAGUCAAUAGCAUGGGAAAUCUUCUAUGUUGGCAAGGAAAGCUUGAUCUGGCACAGGCAAUGUAUCAGCGUGCCUUGACUGGUCGAAGGAAACAGUUGGGCCCUGACCACAUUUCCACACUGGUCGUGAUCAACAAUAUUGGAAAUAUUUAUUCCCAUCAAGGGAAUAACAAGGCUGCCGAGGCGAUGUAUGAGCAUGUCAUCAUUGGCCGCGAGAAGACCCUCGGUCCGGAUCAUACGUGUACUCUGGCGGCGGUCAAUAACCUAGGCAACCUGUGCCUACACCAAGGUCUGAACGAUAGGGCAGAAGAGCUGUAUGAGCGAGCACUUCGAGGCCGCGAAUACAUCCUAGGUAAUCACCAUAUCCUCACGCUGGCUACACUCAACAAUAUCGGGAAUUUGUACUCACGUCAGAAACGAUUUGAGGAGGCAGAGAGGAUGUACCAGAAGGCCUUAAUAGGGCGCAAACGAAUCUUGGGCGAUAACCAUGCAUCCACUCUGUCAACUAUCAACAAUAUUGGGAAUCUAUUCUGCGACCUGAACAGGUGGGCCGAGGCCGAGAGCAUGUAUCGGCAGGCUUUGUCGGGUCGCAUCAAUGUUCUGGGUCAGAAUCAUCCAUAUACUUUGGCCACAUUACAAAAUCUGAGAAACUUGUACACCCAUUUGAGGAGGUUUGAAAGGCUAGAAAGUUUAUAUCAGCAAUAUUCUUGGACGCAUGACAAAUCAACGAGGGUGGGAAUUUGCAGGGGUUUCUGGUCCUUGCGCAAUGUAGCAAUUUCUAUGAAAUCACUGCGUUCACUGAGAAAUGCACGAAAACACCUCAGAGGCUUUUAG